This is a messenger RNA of Podarcis raffonei (Aeolian wall lizard), 6778 nucleotides long. It is a transcript of the gene SHISA9, whose product is annotated as shisa family member 9. The transcript is spliced from 4 exons. The record is from RefSeq and is a predicted model, not a curated record. Gene Ontology annotation, cellular component: postsynaptic density; postsynaptic membrane; AMPA glutamate receptor complex. Lineage: Eukaryota; Metazoa; Chordata; Lepidosauria; Squamata; Lacertidae. The coding region runs from base 591 to 1862 and encodes 423 amino acids. Gene Ontology annotation, biological process: regulation of short-term neuronal synaptic plasticity; regulation of AMPA receptor activity.
UCCCUGCUGGAGAACUUGGCGAGGUCUCCUCUGCCCCUUGGUGUGCGAGCUGGAUGGCAGCUGGAGAGCGAAGCCAGUUGAGUCGCGUCCUCCCCUCCCUCUAGAGACACCAUCGCUUCUCCAUCUCCCCGCCCCUCGCAACCACCUACCGCUGCAAAACCGCUCUGCAGCCGCUGCCGCCGCCACCACCCCGCGCUCCGAUUUCCCCAGAGGCUUCUUGCCCCUUCCGCUCCCCUCGCCGACCACCCUCCUCCGUGCUUUUGGACCCUCACUCAUCCACGCUCGCUUUUCCUGCCUGUCUCCACGCUCCACAAGUGCCGCGCGCAGUUCACUCCCCGCGCUCUGAGGCUUCGGAAGGUGGGGGGGGGGAGAAAAAGAACAAGAGAGAGAGAUUGAGAGAGAGAGAGAAGAGGUGGGACUGGCACCCCCGCCCCCCAGCUCCGCAUGCUCGGCAGAGGCGGCCCUGCAAAGCUGCGCGGCCGCUAGGAGCUUCCCAGCGCGCUGAAAGCCACGGAGCUGUCCACGGUGCUGAAACCCCGCGCGGGCUGCCAGGCGAGCGGGCUCCCCGCGGUUGCCCGAGAGCCCCCUUUAUGUGCAGUUCUUGGCGCAUCGCAGCAGCGUCGAGCGGCUUGAGUUGCGGCGGCGGCGGCGGCGGAGACAGCCUCAGCUCGCCCGGGCUGGCGCUGAGAAGGAUGAAGGGCUUCCUCCGGCUGUUCUUGAGCUACUUGGUGGCGGACCUCCUCACCCUUUUGUGCCGGGCGCAGGAAAAAGCCGGGCAGCACUUGGGCAGCAUCGUGAUGCUCUCCGGGGGGAACCAGAGCCGAGAAGGGGAGCAGCAUGUCGACGCCUCGGAGCCGCCCCCGACCCCGGAGGAAUGCAGGGGCUACUACGACGUGAUGGGCCAGUGGGACCCGUCGUUCAAUUGCAGCGUCCGGGAAUACCCUUUCUGUUGCGGCACUUGUGGCUUUCGCUUCUGCUGCAAGUACCGGAAGGGCCGCUUGGAUCAGGAUAUCUGCACCAACUACAUCAAGCCCCCCUGGCUGAACGGGCGCAAGACGCCCAACCGCCCCGUCGACCCUUCCCACGACCCCACCCGAGACAAAACCAACCUCAUCGUCUACAUCAUCUGCGGGGUGGUGGCUGUCAUGGUAUUGGUGGGCAUCUUCACCAAACUGGGGCUGGAGAAAGCGCAUCGACCUCAGAGGGAACACAUGUCCAGGGCUCUUGCUGAUGUUAUGAGACCAGAAGCUCCCUGCACAACAGACCACAUGGAACGAGAUCUCAACAUUGUGGUCCACGUGCAGCACUAUGAGAACAUGGAAACGAGACCUCCUGCAAACAACUUGCAUGCAACACAGAUGAACAACGUGGUGCCAACAUCGCCUCUUCUCCCACAGCUGACACAUCCGCACUCCUUCCCAAGCAUGGGACAGAUCACAAAUCCGUACGAACAGCAGCCGCCAGGGAAGGAGCUUAACAAGUAUGCAUCCCUAAAAGCAGUAGCUGACAAGGUCAAUGACGACUUCUACUCCAAACGGCGCCAUCUCUCGGAGUUCGCCACAAAGGGGAACCUGCCCCUCCACCCGGUGCAUAUGGAGGACGACCGCCCACACAUCCUUGAGGGCGGCACCAUGAAACACAACGGGCAGAAGUCAAAAGCCUCCAAGCCACACAUGCACCCUUUAGCAUACAAAACCUGGGACCCUAGCGACCAGUCCCUCCGAAGGCAUGCCUAUGCAACCAAAGGGAGGAACCUCGCAGGUGAUCCGGCGGGGAGUGAUCCACUCACAACGCGGAGUCAGCAUUACUUACCCACACAGCCAUACUUCAUCACCAACAGCAAGACAGAAGUGACUGUUUGAGACCAACUUUCUUCUUACUCUUUUUUUUUAAUUAAAAAAAACAACAAGGGGGAAAAACACAAACACAACUGGAAGAGAUAAGAUCAAAAGCUCGGAACAAGGAGAGGUGGACAUUCCUGGUGGAGGGGAGGCGGCGGUUCCUGGUUAAGGUAGCCAGCUAUGAGCCGAAGAUUGGGUUAGCGCUAUAUAGCAAUAUACACCGAAGGUUGUUUGAACUCCAUUUGUAUUUUACACUGGAAACCAACCCCUUGGGACUGAACCAACCUUUCUUUCUUUCUUUCUUUCUUUCUUUCUUUCUUUCUUUCUUUCUUUCUACUCCAAAUUCAAAUCCAUGAUGAGAAGUAGCACAAUCUAGAGACACCAUCCAUCAGCUUAAGAACUUUUUCUGCAACGUCCCUACCUUGGGCUAGAUGGGCAUCAACGCAAAAUGAUACAUCAGGGUGGGAGGGACAUUGUGAAGUUCGGGGCUUUCUUUUGUACAAAUUUUAAGAUCUGUGGAGAAGAAGGGGAAGCUGAAACAAAGAGCAAACACCUGGGUAGAAAUCCUUACGUUUUAGUGUUUCCUUUUCUUUUCUUUUUGUACCGUCACUAAAGAAGCAAGCAAGCAAGCAAGCAAGCAAAAAAUAUCUAUAUACAUACGAAACAUAAGAAAAGACUCACGCGAAACCUGUGAAGACUGUUACAGUGACAAGCAUAUGGAGACUUUCUAGGAAGUGGAAAGCUCACACGAGAGAUGAUUUUAGCCCCCACUUUUAUGUCUUACAUUUUUCAGGACUUUUCAGGGGGUGGGGGUAGGGCCAGAAGAAGCAGGAUGUUGGUGGGGAUUUUUCACCCCAGUCUAAGCUGCCCUAUCUGUGGGCAAUGAAUAAAGCCAGUUGCUCUUCAGCCAGUUCCAAAUUUUUCUUACCCUGAUUCCCUCUCCUCCAUUUCCUGUUACUUUGGACUGAAGAUAAAUAAGCGUGGGUGGUGCCUUUACUGUAUUGCUAACGUUUAAUGAUUGUCUUGUUUUUAAAGUGAAACCUGUACCAACUUACGAUUCUUUCCUCAUGUGUGGGACGCAACCAAUCAGGUGUCAUUCCGUCCAUUUUGCUGCCAAGAGAGAACAUGUUUUACUGAUGUGUCGUGUUUUUGCCAGGCCAGAAGUUGCUCUCCUGGCCUGCCUCUUCACCUAUUGAAACAAUCUCUCCCUGCCUCAAAUCUCCCCAGUAUGAAGAUUACUAAUGUGGUAUCUUCUCAAAGUUGCUGAACUUCAGUUCUUAUCAGCCUCAGCCCAGCAUGGUGGAUAUUCAGGGAUGAUGGGAGCUGUAGUCCAUCAUCAUCUGGAGAACAUCACGUUGGCUAUCCUUGGCUUUCAGCCUUUCAUUCCAUCUUUGCAUUUAUGCCAAUGUUCCUUCAUUAACUUCUUUUCAGCCUUUCUCUCUCUCUCUUCCCCCCAUAUGGUUAAUCCCUUUUAAAAGGUCCAUAUGUUUUAAAGGGAGCGUCACAUGCUACCAUUUCCCAUAAAGGAAGCCUGCAUGUAAAAAAAGAAAAAUAUAUAUUUUUAUUAGUUUCUCAUUAUUGAUAUGCAUUUGUUCAUGCUAAUAUACCCAUCUAAAUGUGAGGCAUGCUACUCCUGGGAUGAUAAAGGACAUUUGGAUCAAGGCUGAGGUUGAACAAGCAUGCAAGAGUUGUGUCUGCAUGCUUGGGAGCCAAUGAACUGAAAACAUAAGAUUUUUACAAUCACUGUGCACUAAACUCCGCCACUCUCUGGAGAAAGCAAAACUCAGUCUCAUCAGGGAUGGUGACAGCACCUGGCUUGUUCACGUAGCUGUUGGGGCCCAAAUGCCUUGGCAGGGCCCACUGAUGCUGAUGGUUUGCCUCCCUUCUAAUGGUUUGUUUGUUUUUCCUUCCUUCCUUUCAUACAUGUCUCAUACUUGCUCACUGCAUCUGCAUACCUGUGGCCCAUGAGCGGUAGGGAUGGAGAGGGAGGUGUUUUGUGAUGCUGGGAGACUGGUACAAGCAUUGUUAGGGGCGGCCCUGUGAGGUGGCCUGAGCCCUGGGCCUCCUUCUGCCAUAUAUAUAUAUAUUUCCUUGUAAGGUGGCAGGGCACACUGCAAAGUGCAGUGCUGCUGAGAUCCCUGACACCGAACACCUUAAUUUGUUUGUUGCAUUUAUCAUCCCAUUUAUAUUCUAACUUUUCUCCAAGGAGCUCAAGGUAGAACAACAAGCUCCAAGGUGGAGCUUAAGGGUCUCCUAACAACUCUCAGCAUCCUCAACAAAUCAUCAUUCCCAGGAUUUUUGAGGGGAAACCAUGACUGUUUAAAGUGGUAUAUUGCUUUAAGAUUAUAGUACAGAAGGAGCCCCACAGCCCAAUGCUGGUCUCAUUUAAUUCAAUGGAGCUUACUCCCCAUUAAAAGAAGAUAUAGGAUUGCACUCCUAGACACUCCACUCCACAAAUGUGGAGGGUUUUGUUCUCCAUUGCGCUUAAGUUCAGUUUAUGAGCCAGCAGAAGUACAACUAUACUUUGAUUUAUGAAUAUUUAUUUAGAAGAAUUGAUAUACCGUUUAAUUUAAAAAAUCAGUCUAUAAGCAAUGUACAUAAAACAAGUGAUGAAAACAAGUAUUUCUUAUUUUAUUUAUUUAUAACAAUAUAAAAUAAUUAUCAAUGCUACACAGAUAAAGCCAGCAGAAGUUAAAAACAAAUACUGAAUUAUAUAUCUGGAUAGGCUUGUCGAAAUAAAAAAGGGAGCAUUUAGCAAGGCAUCUAAAACAGUAUAGCAAGGGUGCCUGCCCUUUGUUUUCCUGCCUGAAUGAUAUCGAUAACCUCUGUUGUGUUUUGAAUGUAUUCCCCCCCCACCCCCAUUAUGCAUGGUAGUGCACCACAAAUGAUAACUCAGAGCACACCCCAGCUCAUGUGUGUUUAAAAUUGAUUUCCCUAGGCUUAAAAUUGAUUUUCCUGGACAAGGUCUGGAUUGUGCCCCUCCAUGUUCUAUAAAUCUUGGGUGUAGGUUUGUGCGGUAGUCGCUGUUGCCCAUUGGGACUGGUAGGGCGGAAUGCAGGAAGACCAACAGUAGAUGGCGCCAGAGCCAGUCAGAGCCAAUUAAUUCUCGCUUUGUUCCCUGUUGAGUCAUAGAAGGACAACGUUAAGGCUAAGGAGGAGGAUGCUGGUAGGCUGUGCUCUUGGACUGGCUGUAACGUAAGAAGAGAGGCAAGGGGUUGGUUGGUUGGUUGGUUGGCUGGUUGGCUGGCUGGCUGAAGGCAGACUGAAGUUGGUGGGCCCUAAUGGACCAGCCUACACAGAGUUUGUAGAAGAUUAUUAUAAUUCUCACAGGUAUUCACAAUGGAGAAGAUAUUGAGUUGGAAAUAAAGCUCUGAAAAGGGCAACGAAAAUAAUCAAGGAGAUGGAGAAAGGUUUCAACAUUUGAGAUGCUGUAGUUAAGAGGAAGGCUGAGUGACAUGGCAGAAGUUUAUAAAAGUAUGUAUGGCAUGGAGAAAGUAGGUAGAGAAAAGUAUUUCCCCUCUCUCAUAACACUAGAAUUUGUGGAUCUCCAAGGAAGCUGAAUGCUGGAAGAUUCAGGACUAAUGAAAGAAAGUACCGUACUUUUCCGUGUAUAAGACUAGGGGGUUUGGGGGAGGGGGUGUUAAAGUAUGCUAAAAAGUGGGUGUCGUCUUAUACAUGGAUAGUGCCUAGGGUGGGGGUGUGAUUGGUUGCUGCCGUGGCUGUCAGAGGCUAUUGGGCUGCGUGAAGGGCUGGUGUUGAUUGGCUGUCACUGUGGCCAUUGGGCGGGCGAUUGGCAGCUUCUGCUGGCAUGUGGGUUAGCAAUUUUCAGCAAUUCCCUCUAAAAAAGCUCAACAAACUUGGGCAAUUCUCCUCCCCCCCCCAAAAAAAAAACCACCUCAACAACUUUGUGCCAUCUCCCCCUAUUUUCUUAAAUUUUAGUCCCCCAAAAUAGGGGGCGUCUUAUACACGAAAAAAAUAUGGUAUUUCUUCAUGCAGCACAUAAUUAAACUGAGGAACUGGCUCUCAUAGGUGGCAGUGAUGCUCAGCAACUUGGAUGACUUUAAAAGAUAAUGAGGCAAAUUCAUGGAGGAGAGGGCUAUAGAAGACUCCUAGACAUGAUGGCUUUGCUCUGCUUCUGCAACUGGAGACAACAGUGCUUCUGAAAAUCUGUUCCUGGAAACCCCAGGAGAGGAGAGGACUCUUGUGCUCAAGUCCUGCCUAUGAGUUUCCCAUAGGCCACUGUGAGAACAGGCUGCCAGGCUAGAUGGGCCCUUGGCUGACUUUUCUUAUGUUUUUUAUUGCUUUUACAAUAUUCAGGUAAAUGGUGAGGAAUGUGUAAUUGCCUUAUCUGUAGUAUACAUUUAAAGCAAUCUCAAACCACUUUAAAAAGCCAUGGUUCUCCCCCAAAGCAUCCUGGGAACUGGAGUUUGUUAGGGGUGCUGGGAACUGUUAGGGCACCCCUUUUCCCCUCACAGAGCCACAUGUUUUGAGGUGAUUUAACCAUCAAUCCCUCUUUCCAGGGAACUCUAGGAAUUGUAGGCCUCUGAGGGAAAUAGGGGUCCCGUAACAACAUUCAGUGCACCCUAGUCCACUGGAUUCUUCAGGGGAGGGAAGCCAUGAUUGUUUGAAAUGGUAUGAUAUGGCUUUAAACGUAUAGUGCAGAGAGAGCCCAAGAACAAACCAAUAGUUUUCAGAAAUUAGUAAUAAGAGAGGGCUGGAAACUUUGGCAGAAUUUCACCCUUUCCUCAUACAGAAAAGAAUUCAGUCCCCAGUUUUAGGAAAUCUUUUCUCCCACUACCACCCACCAUUGUUUAACCAGAGAUCUCUAAGUUUAGAAGAUAUAAGAGAUAUUUAAUAUAUUUCAAUAUUUUAUAUAUGUAUAUACUAGAGGCACCACUCUAAGUGGUGUACAUAAAACAAUGAUUAGAUAAAAUCAG